AAUAAAAGAAGGUUGAGUUCAUCUAAUGAAAACGAACUACGAAGUAUACAAAAUGAUGAAACUUGGGUUCAGCUCAAUUGGCACUGUCAAUGGCGUCCGAUGCCUCUACAGCUACUUCUUCCUGCCUGGUUUCCGACGCAUUUCAACAUCUUCUUCAUCAAAUGAAGGUAAUACUUCGUCUUCUUCAUUUGCGAAUUUCUUGGUUGAAAAUCUGGGGUUUUCCAACCACCAAUCUCUCUCUACUUCCGCUACACUCGAUAGUCGCCGGAGAGUUGGUGGGGCGAAGCUGCCUAUUGAUUUCAAUUGGGUUGAAAAGGCUGAAUCUGUUAUUCAAUUCCUUAAGCAAAUUGGUUUUCAGCAAAAUGAUAUUAGGAAAGUUGUAUGUCAUGAUCCCCAGAUUUUACUUUCUAGGGUUAGCCAAACCCUAAUACCCAAAAUAAAGGUUCUUAAUGAACUGGGUUUAUCUGGGUCUGAUCUUGUUCAAGUUAUUGUAGGAAAUCCUUUAGUAUUGCGCCGGAAUUUGGGUCCUGCAAUUCAUGCUUUUAGGACUGUUCUGGGUAGUGAUGAGAAUGUUGUUCGGGUGAUAAAAAUAUCGAGUAGGGUUAAUUUUAGUCAUGCUGCUAAAUAUUUGAUUCCCAAUGUUGAAAUGCUGCAAAGUUAUUGUGGAAUUUCUGGUGACAAACUCCAGAAACAUAUUUUUCACCGGCCUAGUAUUUACUGUAUGGAGACGAAUUCGUUUCGAAAAAUCUUGAUUAGGGUUGAAGAAAAGUUAGGGAUCUCUCGAAACUCUGCGAUGUUUGUUUAUGGAAUACAAUGUGUCACUACAUUUAGUGAUAAGAAUAUCUACGAUAAAUAUGAAGUUUUUAAGAGCUUUGGAUGGACUCAAUCUGAUUUCAUGAAAUUGAUUAGGCGAAAUCCUUUGUGCCUGACAUCAAACGAGGAAAGAAUUAAGGAUAGAUUGGAUUUUCUGAUAAACCAGCUGGGUUAUAAGCCGGAUCACCUAGCAUCCCAGCCUCCGUUUUUCACUUAUAGCAUAGAGAAGAGGUUAUUGCCAAGACACAAAGUCUUACAGGUUUUGAAGGAGAAAGGGCUGAUAAAAGAGGAUUACCAUCUUUUAAGUGCUUCUGUCUUGAGUGAGGCUAAGUUCUUGAAAAGGUUUGUUUUUCCUUUUGAGGAAGUGCAUGAAGUUUAUGCUCAGCUAACAGGCUCUAUAGUUGAAUCGCUUGUUGCAGGAAGAAUAAAAGGCCAAAUCUGAAGUCUGAAGAUGUCAUCGAGUUCGUUACCAGUAAGUAUGUAACACACUGGAUCCAAGCCCAGCUUUUGGAGUCAACUAUACACCACAACCACUUUAUAAACAAAGAAGGCUCAAAGAUCUUAUUUCUCUGGGAGGAUUUUUGACGCUAUAUCCAUUUUCCAAUGUGCAUUCACUUAGGGGUCAAUUGGUUGGAUAUUUUUGAAUGGGUUGGAAUGAAGUUAGAUUCCAUUCCAUCUACUUUGUUGUUGGUUGAACUUUUUAACUAUGGAAACCCAUACCAAAGGGGAUCUAACUCUACCUCACCCUUAUGAGUCAUACCUAGAGUUGUCAAAAGCUGCCCCUAACUGAAUAAUUUGCCCAAACCUUAUUAUGACCCGAUUUGUUUGAACCUGGAAAAAUGGUGACCCUAACUUGAUAUGACCUGACCUAAAACCAACCCUAGACACGAGUUAACCUGAGUAUUUGAAACUCGAACCCGAACAUGAUCCGAUGUGGAGAUGACCCAAGCUUAAUAUAAUUCGUAAAUUAUUGACCUUAACCCAACCCAAAGUAGAAGAAAGGCAGUGGCCUGUAGAAUGUCGCUGGAACAGGAAUCUUCUGGCUUCAUGCUCUAGCUACUGUAGCAGUUUUGGGAGAUAAUACUGAUGAUCCAAGCUCUUCAUCUGUUGCAGCUACCACAAAGCAUCCCUCCAGGUUUUUCUUGCAUAGUUUGUACUCGAUUACCCAACGGGAAGGGGAAGCACAAAUAUAGACGCACUUGAACUGUCUGCCUGACUGUUAAACGUUGGUGAAAAAGAAACGACAGUCAAAACAUGAAGUGCAGAUUAUCCUGAUAAUUCAUCUAAAGCAAAAUCAUAACAGAAAAAUGAAAAGUUGAUGCGGAAAAUAAUGACAAAUCUCACAUGUAAGCAUCGGCGCGAAACUGAAGAUGACUCAUAGGUGGUUCCUGCUCAAAGUAAAGAUGGUCGAGGUCAAAAUCCAAUUAGCUUUUUAUCCGAAAGUGGCAAGAACCAUACCAAUAAAGGAAAUGGUGCAUUUACUAUGAUGUUUCAAAUAUGAAGAAAUAUUUUGUAAUUAUUUUAUUAGAUAGAAAGCCUAGCUACACGUCGUGUGUGUGCACAUUAUAUGGAAUUUCAAUUCAGGAUAAAACAUAACAUUAAUUUGCGGUAUGCAAACAGUCAAAAUUAGGUCUAUUGCAAGUUUGCAAGAGUUAUACUUUCGCCGUUCUUUAUACUUGAUCCGCUUUGACUUUUAUAUUAUUCACCACCCCUCUUUUGACCGUCUUUUGUGAAUAAUAGG
Molecule: messenger RNA, 2554 nt
Organism: Chenopodium quinoa (quinoa)
Lineage: Eukaryota; Viridiplantae; Streptophyta; Magnoliopsida; Caryophyllales; Amaranthaceae
Product: transcription termination factor MTERF9, chloroplastic-like
Exons: 3
Coding region: 26-1255 (409 amino acids)
Biological process (GO): chloroplast organization; regulation of DNA-templated transcription
Cellular component (GO): chloroplast
Molecular function (GO): double-stranded DNA binding
Source: RefSeq, a predicted model, not a curated record